Messenger RNA from Pelobates fuscus (common spadefoot toad), 1680 nucleotides. RefSeq names its product paired like homeobox 2B (gene PHOX2B). Bases 223 to 1104 code for a protein of 293 amino acids. Gene Ontology annotation, biological process: enteric nervous system development; regulation of transcription by RNA polymerase II. Gene Ontology annotation, molecular function: DNA-binding transcription factor activity, RNA polymerase II-specific; RNA polymerase II transcription regulatory region sequence-specific DNA binding. NCBI's taxonomy places the organism in Eukaryota, Metazoa, Chordata, Amphibia, Anura, Pelobatidae. The transcript has 3 exons. The record is from RefSeq and is a predicted model, not a curated record.
UUUAUUAUGAGGACUUUAUGCUCUAGAGACCUCAGGCAAGGCUUCUCAUAGGAGGCUUUUUCAUAAAACUAAGCUCUGCUUGUAGUAAGGAGGCCAGUGCAGAACCAGGAGUGGAACUGAGCACAUCUCCCCAACACUGCAACUGUAUCCACCUUACCUCUCUCUCCCUCUCCUUUUUUCUCUGUUUUUCCCCUCUUUGGUGAGACCUCUAGAACCUUUUCAAUGUAUAAAAUGGAAUAUUCUUAUCUCAAUUCCUCUGCCUACGAGUCCUGUAUGGCUGGGAUGGACACUUCAAGCUUGGCUUCAGCUUAUGCUGAUUUCAGUUCCUGCAGCCAAGCCAGUGGCUUCCAGUAUAACCCAAUAAGGACCACUUUUGGGGCCACCUCUGGCUGUCCGUCCCUUACUCCAGGAUCCUGCAGCCUUGGAACGCUUAGAGACCACCAGAGCAGUCCAUAUGCAGCAGUUCCAUACAAGCUGUUCACUGACCAUGGGGGUCUAAAUGAGAAGAGGAAGCAGAGACGGAUCAGGACCACUUUUACCAGCGCUCAGCUGAAGGAGCUGGAGAGAGUGUUUGCCGAGACCCAUUACCCUGACAUAUACACCCGGGAAGAGCUGGCUCUGAAGAUAGACCUGACAGAGGCCAGAGUGCAGGUCUGGUUCCAGAACCGCAGGGCCAAAUUUAGGAAGCAGGAGAGGGCGGCAGCUGCAGCGGCAGCCGCGGCAAAGAACGGCUCCUCCAGCAAGAAAUCGGACUCCUCCAGAGACGAUGAAAGCAAAGAUAACAAGAGUACCGACCCUGACAGCACCGGCGGACCGGGCAGCAACCCCAACCCCACCCCGAGCUGCGGCGGAGGACCCAGUCCCGUGGGGGGCCAGGCCAAUGGGGUCCCACAAGAGCAAGUCAAAGGAGGAGUGCAGGGGGCUGGGGGCCUGUCUUCAGCAUCAGUGGUGGGGGGCACAGGAGGGGCACAAGGCUGGGCCACGGGUCCUGGUGGCACCAUCACCUCCAUCCCUGACUCCUUGGGAGGGCCCUUUGCCAGUGUGUUAUCUUCUCUGCAAAGACCCAACAGCACCAAAGCCACUCUAGUGAAGAGUAUGUUCUGAACUGAGCCCAUUCCCCUGCCCUGUCAUUAUUACUAGACAUGCCCUCUGUCAUGCCAGCUGCUGACCUCUUCUUAUUCUUAGUGAUAAUUCUCCCAAUUUUAAUGACAUGGGACAGGCAUCACCCUCAGCCACCAGAAGAUAAGGACUUCUCGGAAGUCUUCCACCCAACACCUUAGAAGGUGGAAGUAGGACCUCAUCUGGGAGGGUGGUGGUAUUUCUGGACUUCAGAUGUGGGACUUGUUCACCCAGAGCUGCUCCAGGGGUAGGAGCAGGUGUGUAGCUCCAAUAGAAAGCACCAAAAAAAGUGACUGGUACCUUCUAGAUCAAACACUGGUGCAAGAAUCAGAACCAUCCAUACAGACCCUGCCCACCCACUUCUACCACCUACACCUCUUCCUGCCAACUCAACCAUGGCUUUACCUGGACAGAUUCAUUGACCUUUUCACUUUCCAGUGGACACUGCCAGCCAACCAAGGGGGGGAAGGACAGAACUCUUUGAAAAAUAAAUAAUAAUUCUCCUCCAGUUAAACCUUUUUAUUUAAUAUUUCUCACAAUGCUACUGUAAAAAAAAUCAGA